AUGGCUUGUGAAACUGAAAAAUGGUUGAUUUUGCAUCUCUUUCUCUUAGCUGCAUGCUAUGUGCAACGUUCUUGUGUCUUCGGAGAAUCACCUCAAGUGCCAUGCAUUUUCAUAUUUGGUGACUCCAUGUCUGACAAUGGAAACAACAACAACCUUGUAACCCAAGCAAAAGCUAAUUACGAGCCAUAUAGCAUCGACUUUCCACCAACUGGUCAACUAGGACGGUUUACCAAUGGACUAACAACAAUUGACUCUAUUACCAAACUACUUGGAUUCGAGAAGUUCAUCCCACCUAAUGCAAACACUAGUGGCGCAGACAUCACUAUGGGCGUUAACUAUGCAUCUGGUGGUUCAGGUGGAAUUCGCGAUGAAUCUAGCACACAAUUGGAAUAUAAUUGUGUAUUCAUUGAAUAUUGUCUUUUUUAUCUAUUUAUUUUAAAAUAG
Molecule: messenger RNA, 444 nt
Organism: Vicia faba (fava bean)
Lineage: Eukaryota; Viridiplantae; Streptophyta; Magnoliopsida; Fabales; Fabaceae
Source: the annotation of a GenBank genome assembly